Messenger RNA from Musa acuminata subsp. malaccensis (wild Malaysian banana), 3042 nucleotides. RefSeq names its product two-component response regulator ARR2. Gene Ontology annotation, biological process: cytokinin-activated signaling pathway; phosphorelay signal transduction system. Gene Ontology annotation, molecular function: DNA-binding transcription factor activity; DNA binding. The record is from RefSeq and is a predicted model, not a curated record. NCBI's taxonomy places the organism in Eukaryota, Viridiplantae, Streptophyta, Magnoliopsida, Zingiberales, Musaceae.
AGGGGAUACGGUUGGCUAGUUGAGGGAAGUGAGCUGGCUUUCCCCUCCCUUCUCGGUGAGAGAUGUUGGUGAGGUUUGAGAUGAGAAGAGAGAGAGAGUAAGCGAGCUUUUUUUUACAUGAGAGAGAGAGAGAGAGAGAGAGAGAGAGAGAGAGGGAGGGAGAGAGCAAUCAAACAGAACAGCGCCAGAGUCCAACAACCAAGCAGAGUAUUUAGGAGUCCAACGAUCUCUCUAUCUUCUGUUGUUCUCGUGCUUUAUCUGGCUUCUGGUUUGUUCUGGAUCUCAGGAGAUCCACUCCAUCCCGCUUCUGCCCUCUCUCCGAUAACCACUCCGAUCGACUCCGCGGACAUCUAAUGCUGGAUUUGGUUUCGGAGAGGAGUGGAUGAAUGAGCGAAUGGAUCCCGCCCCAACCAGCAGCGGCCAAGCCACCGCCAGUAGCUCCACUGGGCCGCCGGAUGCUGCAGCCGGCGGCGGCAUGCCCACUGAGUUCCCCGCCGGCUUGCGAGUUCUCCUCGUCGAUGAUGACGCCACUUGCCUCAAGAUCAUCGAGAUGAUGCUCCGCAAGUGCCACUACGAUGUGACUACAUGUUCGUGCGCGGUGACGGCGCUCUCCAUGCUUCGCGAGAGGAAGGGGUGGUUCGACCUGGUCCUCAGCGACGUCUACAUGCCGGACAUGGACGGGUUCAAGCUGCUCGAGCACAUCGGAUUGGAGAUGGACCUCCCUGUCAUCAUGAUGUCGGCUGACGAUCACAAGGACGUGGUCAUGAAGGGUGUCACCCACGGCGCCGUGGAUUACCUUAUAAAGCCUGUGAGAAUCGAGCCAUUAAAGAAUAUAUGGCAGCACGUGGUGAGGAAGAAGCGGUUCGAAUUGAAAGAGUUGGAGCAUUCGGGGAGUUUCGAGGAGAACCAAAGGGAGAGUGAAAGGCACAAAAGGGCUAUGGAGGAAUGUGACAAUGCGACCUCCGGAUGUGGUGAGAAUUUGAAGAACAUAAAGAGAAAGAAGGAAGGAAAGGAGGAGGACGAACAGGAUGUUGAUGAGCAGGCAGAUCCUUCCCAGACGAAGAAACCAAGAGUGGUGUGGUCUUCAGAACUGCACCAACAAUUUGUGACCGCUGUCAACCAAUUGGGCAUUGAUAAAGCAGUUCCAAAGAAAAUUCUUGAAUUGAUGAAAGUCGCUGGGCUUACUCGGGAAAAUGUUGCUAGUCACCUGCAGAAAUAUCGCUUGUAUUUGAGGAGAUUAAGUGUUCCACAGCAUCAGGACAGACUUGACGGACCUUUCACAAGUGCUCAAGAUGCAACAUUUCGGUCAGUUGGUACAGUUGAUGGCUUUGAUCUCCAAGCUCUCGCUGUUUCUGGUCAGCUUCUGCCACAGAAUCUAUCAGCUCUGAGUUCUGGUUCAAGGAGAGUGACUAAUACUGGCUUAAGAAUGCCUGUUUUUGAUCAAAUGGGUUUUCUGAAUUCUGGCAAUGCUUCAAGUACAAGGUCUGCAUCGGUACAGCAAAUGAACAGAGGUCUCGGUUACUUCUCUGGGUUUUCCAACAGUAUUGAGUCAAGACAGUUAGGGCAGUCACACCAAUUGGUUGAACCAUAUGGAAAUAUGUGUUCACAAGUUGGGGAAGAAAUAUCAGGUUUGUUGAACUUACCAUCUCCUCAGACAACAAGAUCCUCAUUGCCAGGAGGCAUCAGCAAUGAACAAGUAAACAGGUCUUUAAUUAUGCAUAUGUCUCAGCAAGGACAACAAUUCUCUCUCUCUCAGCAACAUGAGAAUUUUCAUGGGCAGCCUUUUCCAAGGGGACAAAUAUUCAAUGGCAUUGGAGGGCACGACUCUAGGCUCUCUUCAAAAUUUGGGUACCAAAUGUCUCCGAAUGAUAUUUCAAGUCAUAUAUCAGGAAGGACUGCUAAUAUUGCACAAACACCCAUGCCUGGAAAUCACAUUAGUGCUUCAUAUAGUUCAGUCCCUGAAGCUCUCUAUGCUAACAAUAUCCAUGAUAGCUGCCUAACUGAAUCAGCUGCAAGUCAUUAUCCUCUUGCUAGUAGCAUUGGAGAUACACCAACAACUGGAAAUGUAGAAGCAUUAAGCAAUACCAGCAGCCUUAAGGGAGUGACUGACCUUUCAAACUGUAAUAUCUAUAGUGAACUUCGUCAGAACAAAACUCAAGACUGGAAAUUAAAGACUGUUAAUAUUUCAUAUCAGUCAGGUCAAAACCUUGCUCCCAAGCAAAAUAAUGCUGAUUUUGGUUCUUCACUUGUAGCACAUCAAGAUUCCAUAGCUACCGUACAAGAUGAAAGUAGUAGGAAUACAUGCACAGUAAGAAAGGAGAUACUCUCAGUAACAACAGAAAUUGAGAAUGAGAAAAUUGAAUGUGUUGCUCAACGCAAUAGUACCAUCCUAGUUGAGAACUCCAUCAGAUUAAAGUCUGAAAGCAUGCCUGAUAUCAAGCAUCAAGAAGUAUUGUAUGAUAAUAUUAUUUCGAAUGAUCUCAUGGAUGUUGGAAAGCAGCAGCAAGAAGGCAUUGAGCAGGAUGAUCCUGAGUUUUUCGAUGCAUAUUCGUUGGAAAAUAUUCCAAUGUGAUUUAUUCUGUUCUCUUAUCCUAGAACAGCGACACGAACUCAGGAUCCUUUAAGCAUUAAAGUAAGCUUCUUUUUAAAAUUGAAUGACAGUGAAGAGAAUCAUGUUGCUGCCUGAAGAUCUUUAACCUGGGAAACAAGUGUCUCGGAGUUGCAUGCUUGGUGUAUCCUCAACGGUAUCAGGACUGAUAUUAUAGGACCGAAGAUGGCAACAAGUAUGUGAAGACAUCCCUUAGAAGUUUUUGGUUUUUUUUUUUUCUGUGUUCAUACUAACAAUGCAGGAAUUAAGUGAUGAAGGAUAUUAAUUAAUCUUUUUCUUCUAAUGAGUUGUUUGGUGCUUUAGGAAACGGAAUCGUCUAGUAGUCUUUUGGAGUUCUGAGAGUCCAAUAAAUAGCUCCUUGUUGGUAUAGUAACAAUAACCAUGUACAGGUUUCAUUUCAUUCAUCAGUUUAAUCUAAUUUCUUUUUAUCUCAA